Marchantia polymorpha subsp. ruderalis is the source of this 3339-nucleotide messenger RNA. The record is from the annotation of a GenBank genome assembly. NCBI's taxonomy places the organism in Eukaryota, Viridiplantae, Streptophyta, Marchantiopsida, Marchantiales, Marchantiaceae.
AAGAGUUUAAACAGAAGACAGCGGUCGCCGGGUGGCUCCAAACGCAAUUGAUUUGGGCCAUUUUUUCUCGAUCGAGGAGUUUAUAGAUUGUGUCAAUUUAGUUUUCAUGAAACAUAUCAUUCGUGCCAAGGAGCUGACCAGGCAGAUGCCUAUUUCCCUUCGCCCGCCAUCGCUUUUUCUCUAGUCUCUGUAUCCUCUGUCACUUUGCUGUCUCUGAUCGCUUCUUCGGGACCCGUUUCCUGCUUGAUCGAUGCGCGAUGGCGCACCUCGGCUCACAAGGAUUUGUUUCUCUCUUUGAAGGUAGAAAUCACAGAAGUUGCUGAUUUACGCCGGAAUUAUUGAAACUUUUUCGUGUCUGCAGAGGUCAGCGUGAUUAGUAUAUUGUUAUCUUCCCCGUUUACUAGCACCUGUUUCACCGGUGGGGAGCCGAGAGCGCAGCCCAGGAAAUGGUCAUGAUAUGUGUAGCUGGAGGUGUAUGCCGAAGAAUCCGACGGAGCUGUUUCCUACAUAUUCGACUGUAUUCGUUACAACAGGAGUUUCUUUGUACUCCUUAGGUGAUCACUGUAAGCAUGAUAGGGCCUCUUGCGAGCUGGUUUCUUUAUCGGUCGUCCAUCCCCUGUCACGUCUACUCCACCAGUCUACUCCACUGGAAGAAUGGUCACAGAUCAUCACUUGGGGCAUUACUCUCCAAUUUUUCUGUCAGCCCACCCAAUGGAUCACUUGAACAUUUUCCUAUUGCUUACUUCUCUCGUGCUUUUGUGACAAGGGUUUCUUUACCUUCAAGAUGUCUAAUUAGUUCAGACAAUCCGGGGUCUUUCCCUCCCUCUUCUCCCAUAUUGCAAUUAUUCUGUUACGGUACCCAAGAUGAAAGCUUACGCGGGAGCAUUGCUGUAAUAACAAACUGUAAAGCAUCCGAAGAUUGCGGAUUUCAACCAACGGAGGAUUCAAUAAACAAGGCACUCGGUUCGUCCUGGCCAAGUAAUGCUGGCAUACAACCAGUCAAUCGAAAAGUGGAUGUUUCCUCAAGAAAUGCAAGGGAGCAGGCAGUUGAAGGCAAUACCAGGCUGUCGGAGCUGAAGUUUGAGGAACUGCCAAAGAAGCUGAAAACUCAACUUCCACUGUUUAAAUCUCUAUGGCUGCAAAAGAGAUGCUAUUCCACGCUGCAAGUUGAACGUGAACACCAAAGUCCAGAAGACAAACUUGGACCACUUGGUGCCGAUGGUCAGCAGCUACUAUCUGUCCCGCCAGUGGAGAUCGGAGCUGCAGAGAUCAGAGCUGGACAUGUACGUCGAGACGGUGACCAGCUACGAGUUGCGUCUUUAGCUGAAAGAGGGGCAGCAGAUACCAAUGCUGACUCCACCACAACCAUAGCAAAAAAACAACCACCAAAGAAGUUCGGUGCUGCCGCAGUCGUUUGGAGGAUUCUGCAAGAAUUAACUUCCGGGCCAUGGACACCGUCGAUUGCAGAGAGUUUGGAAAAGAUGAGGUUGCAGCUGAAGAACCAUCACGUGAGUCAGGUGCUACGGAGCUUGCAAGAUGCAGAUGUGGCGCUUGAGUUCUUUAACUGGAACAAAACACAAGAUGGAUAUAAGCAUGAUGGUCUCAAUUACAACAUGAUGAUAGGGAAGUUGGCACAUGCUCACAAGCUCCAGUUUAUAGUACCGAUGGUGCAGGAAAUGCAUGAUGAGGGCUGGCAUCUACACUCCAACACCCUCACCACGCUUAUCGUGAAGUACAAUAGAACUACUAAGUUCCCAGAGGUUUUAGAAAUUUUUGAUAAAUAUGGUUCGCAGGCUAGUGUUGGAGUCUACACGUGUUUGAUAGAUGCCCUAUCCAAACGAGGCGACUUCGACAAAUUUGGCAAGUAUUACUCACGGAUGGUGGAGUCUGGAUGCAAACUCGACCUCACUGCGUACAAUAUUUUGUUACGUGCCUUUGGAAGGGCGAAGAAUGUAGAGAAAGUUUGCUGUCUAUUUCAAAACAUGAAAGACGACGGGCACAAACCUGACAUGUACACCUACGGUUUCUUAGUUUCCUCGCUUGCCAGAGCUGGACGAAUAGACGAAGCCUUAGGUUACUUCAAAGAAAUGAAAGAUACUGGGUAUACACCAGAUGUGCCCAGCUACAAUAUUCUUAUUGAUUGCUUGGGAAAGGCGGGCAAAGGUGAUGAGGCUUGUGAUCUUUUCGACGAGUUGAUCCAGAUGGAAAUUAAACCCGACGUCGUGACUUACAAUACCAUCUUCGAUUGCCUGGGAAAGGCUGGCAGAGUGAAUGAUGUCUUUAUUCGAUACAAGGAAAUGCAGGCGGGGGGAGUAGAACCUGACGCUGUCACGUGUUCCAUUUUAGUUGACACGUUAGGCAAGGCUGGCAGACUGGAAAAGGCUUGUGAUUUAUUCUUGGAAAUGACGAAGACUCCCCAGUUUAAGUUUGAUGUGGUUGUGUACAACAGCAUGCUGAACAGGCUGGGAAAGGCAGGCCGUGUUGACCAACUUUUUAGGCUUUUCAACGAGAUGAAGCAGUCGGAGCAGCCACCUGAUUUGGUUUCCUUCAACAUCGUCAUCGAUGCCUUGUGCAAAGGGCAAGAGUUUCAAAAAGUACAUCAGGUGGUCAACGAAAUGAAGAAUUUGGGUUUCAAGCCUGAUGUUGUCACGUACAAUAAUCUCAUACACAGCUUCGGCAAAGCUGGAAAAGUGGCCAGAGCAAGCAAGAUUUUCAAAGAGAUGCUAAAAGCAGGCCUUGUUCCGGAUCACAUCUCGUACAACAUCAUGAUCAACGUACUGGGCAAGGCUCGAAAAAGUGACAACGCAUUCAAGGUUCUCAAGGACAUGAAGAAGAGGGGAAUGAUGCCCGACGUGAUCACGUAUAACAGGCUAAUUGAUACUUUUGGAAAGGCAGGUGAUUCUAAGGCCGCAGCUCAGCUUUUUAGAGAAAUGCAGGAGAACAAUAUCAGUCCGGAUCUUAUUACCUACACUGUUCUCAUUAACGGCCUGGCUAACGAGGGUAAAAUGGACUCAGCAAAGAAGGUAUACCGAGAAAUGAGAGAUAAGGGUCAUCAGCCGGAUGUGAUCACCUUCAACUGCCUUAUCACUGGAUAUGUGCGAGAGGGUAGGAUCAAUGAGGCUAAUGAACUCCUCAUUAGAAUGAAGGGACUUCACUGCAAACCCACGGCCACCACUUAUGGUAUUUUGAUUGAUGCUAACGCACGACAUGGAAAAGACGAGAUGGUGCAUAAACUUAGGAGGGAGAGAAACGAGGCAGGUUUGCUGCCUGAGGUGUACAAAUGAUAUUGGAGAUGCUUCAGAGAGGUAAUACAGCGAUUUACUUUGGAGUCAAUUCUUG